This is a messenger RNA of Pistacia vera, 1450 nucleotides long. RefSeq names its product F-box/kelch-repeat protein At1g30090. The transcript has 2 exons. Bases 157 to 1365 code for a protein of 402 amino acids. The record is from RefSeq and is a predicted model, not a curated record. Gene Ontology annotation, molecular function: protein binding. Lineage: Eukaryota; Viridiplantae; Streptophyta; Magnoliopsida; Sapindales; Anacardiaceae.
AUAAUAUAACAACACCUUUAGGCAAAAGGAGAAGGAGAAGAAGAAGAAGAGUUCUGGAGAUCACCUGAGUCUCUGCAAAAUAAACCCAGAGCGAAAUCUAGUCAAAAGUCCUUACCUUUACUAUAAUUAGCUAUAUUGUAUACUAAGAGGAGCAGGAUGCAAAAGGUUCGAUUAUCAUCUGAACAGGCGCCUGUACACAAGCUAGGGGAUUCCCAAAUGACAUUAUCCCCAAAGUUUAGGUUAGCUGUGAUCCAAUCUUCUUUAUUAAAUCCUUCUCCUGAGUUAGAGUUAUCUCUUAGAGGAGAACCCCUAAUUCCAGGCCUGCCUGAUGAUGUUGCACUCAAUUGUCUCCUGCGACUUCCAGUUGAGAGCCAUGCAACCUGCCGAGUUGUUUGUAAACGGUGGCAUCUACUACUUCGUAAUAAAGAGCAGUUUUUCACCCGUCGGAAGGAAUCGGGAUUCAGAGACCCUUGGCUCUUUGUUUUUGCCACCGACAAGUAUACGAGAAAGAUUCAGUGGCAGGUUCUUGACCUGACUCACUAUUCUUGGCAUACUAUCCCUGCAAUGCCUUGUAAGGACAAGGUCUGUCUCCAAGGAUUUAGGUGUGCUUCAAUCCCCCGAGAAGGUACUCUGUUUUUGUGUGGAGGUAUGGGCUCUGAUGUUGAUUGCCCUCUUGAUUUGGUCCUAAAGUAUGACAUGCAAAAAAAUCGUUGGACUGUCAUGAACAAGAUGAUUACAGCUAGAUCAUCUUUUGCUAGUGGAGUGAUUGAUGGGAUGAUAUAUGUGGCUGGAGGAAGCAGCUCAGACCUUUUUGAGCUUGACUCAGCUGAGGUUUUGGAUCCUGUAAAGGGGAGUUGGCGUCCCAUUGCAAACAUGGGGACAGAUAUGGUAGCUUAUGAUGCUGCUGUUUUGAAUGGGAAGCUUCUUGUUACAGAAGGUUGGUUGUGGCCUUUUUUUGUCUCUCCUAGGGGUCAGGUUUAUGAUCCAAAAACUGAUAAUUGGGAGAGUAUGGCUGUUGGACUGAGAGAAGGGUGGACUGGUUCGAGUGUGGUGGUAUAUGGGCAUUUAUUUGUGGUUUCAGAGCUUGAAAGGAUGAAGCUUAAAGUUUACAACAGUAACACUGAUUCCUGGGAACCAAUAGAAGGGCCUCCAUUACCGGAACAGAUAUGCAAACCUUUUGCUGUAAAUGCAGGUGAUAGCACAAUUUAUGUUGUCGGGCAAAACCUACGUGUUGCUGUGGGUCGUAUCUCAAGGCUAAACACCUCUGAGAAAAAGUGGAGCUUUAGGGUGAAAUGGCAUGUUGUUGAUGCCCCAGAAAGUUUUUCUAACUUGACACCCUCGAGCUCUCAGGUUCUGUUUGCUUAGCUCUUGAAAAAAACCUUGAUGUCAUCUUUUGUAUGUUUUUCAAUAAACUGAUAUCAAAAGAAUUAUCAAAGCUGUAAAGUGGCAA